This is a messenger RNA of Xiphophorus couchianus (Monterrey platyfish), 4401 nucleotides long. It is a transcript of the gene ankef1a, whose product is annotated as ankyrin repeat and EF-hand domain containing 1a. Lineage: Eukaryota; Metazoa; Chordata; Actinopteri; Cyprinodontiformes; Poeciliidae. Bases 1845 to 4193 code for a protein of 782 amino acids. The record is from RefSeq and is a predicted model, not a curated record. The transcript is spliced from 11 exons. Gene Ontology annotation, molecular function: protein binding.
UUCUUCUUCUUCUUCUUCUAUGCAUUGUGUGAAUGUUUUCCUACAUUUGAAGCCCAGUAAGAUUGCUUUUAUAAGCUUCCACUUCAACUUGCCAGUUACUGUAUAUGUGUUGCAUGUUUUCCCACGCGUGUGCCUCAAGUACAGAUCCCCAGACGUACACAGACGUCAGCGGUUAUGUUCCUGUAUUCAACGGGCCGAUCUGGUCCACCUUUUACACGCUGCUGCUCCCGCUUUAGACGUGUUUAAUCUGGCACUCUUUGGGUCUCCACAAAUACACACAGCUGGGAUUAUUUUUACUCCCUUGCUCCUGCUUAAACCCCUUUCUCUCUCUCUCUGUUUUUGACCUCCGUGUGUUACUUUUAGCUCAGGAUUUGAAGGGGGUGUGAGGGGGGGGGGGGAGUGAUUUUUUAAUUUUUGCUCUCUGGUGACAUCUGGCGGUCAGAGUCGCCAUUCUUCUCCCUCCGCUCCAGCUUUGAGGAUUUGAAGAAUGCAAGAAUCUCCCAGAAGGAAAAGAGAUCGCUUGUCUGUCAGUCAUGCAUUAGUCAUCUCGGGGAGCCACAGUUAUCUUGAUUACCAUCUCCGGAUUCAGUAGCUUUUCAUUCCUCUGCCACUCACGCACACAAAAGUCAUCCUCAGGACUAAGUAAGUUGAUCUGUGGGCGCCACCGGUUCAAGAGCAAACUGGUAAUUGAACCUGGACUACUUAGGUACGUAAGAAUGCAUAACAAGGUGGGAAAUGGAUAUGGGGCGAUUUCGAUUUGCAAUCAAUCUGUGGCGUGCGAGUUAAAAGAAAAGCAGCCAUUUUGAAACACCACAGAGAUAAUUAAAUGAAUGUUACAUAAAGAAAAUAAAUGGAGCCAAAGUCAUUUGGAGCCCAUUUCCUCUAAAUGCCACCAAGAAGAUAUUUUGUGAACUCUGGCAAGAGAUAGACAGUGAUUGUAUCAUUAACCACUACUGCUGAAUAAGAGAGAGAAAUAAAUCUAUACUGAUCCCUAAUGAAUGGAUUUCAAGCAGUGCUUACGUUAUGAAAUGGCAGAUAUAAUGAGCAUUUUUAAAUAAAGUGCCAUACACAGACUCGUACUCCUUAAAAUGUAAAAUAUUUUGUUAAAGCUACAAACAUUAAUAUUAAUUAGGUUAUCAACGUUAUGAGGCCGUUUCUUCGAGGAUAGCCCAGAAUAUAGCUUUAUUCCCAACAAACAGCACCAGGUUCCAGUCGAAGUUCAGGUUUCUGACAGGAAAUGGACUUUUGGCGGGUAUUAUUUUCCAAUUAAACUUCAUUUUGCCGUGCUCGUUUCCUCACAUCCAAACUUACAGAGUGCUGCCAUAAAAUAAACAGGUGCUACAAGAAAGCUUUAAGAGGGUGCAGACGUUUUCUUUUGUUUCAACUCGUCUUUCUUGUCUUAUGUCACAUUAAAGCUAGAAAAAUGGAUAAAACGUACAUUUUUGGUUUAACUUUUCAUACACAUUUGUGUAAAUCCUCUAUACGUGAAAGUAAAAGGGGAGGAAAAAUCGUUUAAUCAAAUUAAAUGUCUGUAAUUGUGCUCGCUACUCUUUGAUAGAGCUUCACUGUCACGUGACUCGUCAAGCUUCCCCCCCGUCUGUCCCUCGCGGAAUCUAUGCGGUGUCACGUUGCCAUGGAGAGCAUUUUUGUUUUCUUCCCCCCACAAAGCACAACCUUCCCCCUCACACCAAGUGAAAGGUUGUGUUUUAAGUUUGUAUAGAAGCGUUUUAUGAAUGAAGACUGGGAACCAGUGUGGCUUCCCGAUGAGCAGACAGGUUUUCUGAGGCGGGUUAACAGCAGAGACCAGCUAACCUGUCUGUUUACAGGCUCUCAGGGACGCCAGGAUGAGCUGCUCGGUGGCAAGGGGCCGUCUGCAGGUCCUCCAGAUCUACCGCCUGCUGCAGUGGAUCCACAAAGGAGAGAAGGAGGAGAUCGAGAAGAUGGUGAAGCUCGGGGUGAAGAACCUCAUCAACCUCACCGAGCCACAGGAAGGCCUGGGAGUGCUCCACCUGGCGGUUUCAGCCAACAAUAGCGACCUUGUUGAGUUUCUCCUCUCCCUCGGCGCCCAUCCCGACGUCCAAGACAAGAUGGGCCGCACGCCCGCCAUGCUCGCAGCGGAGCUGGGGAACCAGGAGAUUUUAUCGCUGCUGUUCCAGAAGCAGCCUGACAUGACCCUAGUGGACAUGCAGGGCAAAGGCGUGCUAUUCUACUGCAGCUACCCCACCAAGCGCCACGCCCACUGCCUAGAACUGGCGCUGCAGAACGGGGCCGAUCCCAACAACAUCUCCCGCAGCGGGGUUCACGUUCUUAGCAUGAUGUGUGAGAAAGCUAACGAGUGCACCCCCUUGUGUCUCACCCUGCUGGAUGCUGGUGCAGACCCCAAUGGGGCAAAUGAGACAACGGGCGUGACGGCGCUGAUGGAGGCUGCCAGGACGGGCUCCCUGCCGGUUGUUCGGCACAUCCUCAGGAACCGUGGAAACCCGAACACCCUGGACAAAAACGGUUUCAACGCAGUACACUACGCCGCCCUGAGCGGCUGUUUUGAGGUAAUCAUGGUGCUGUCAGGAUUUGCAGCAGAUAUGAGUGUGGUUAACACAGAAAGCUGUACGCCCUUACACUACGCCGCCGCCGCAGGCACUGCCCCGUCCUGCAAGUUCCUUGCUCAGAGAGGUUGUAACCCCAAAGUAAAGAACAAGGAAGGUUUGCUGGCACGUCAGAUUGCCAAAGAAUCCGGACUCAAGGCAGCGGUCAAGGAGCUGAAGAAAGCAGAGCGGGCAUUUGGGAAAAGCAAAAAAUCCACCGGUGGCAGCUACAUGUCAGAUCUCUGGGCCCUGACCCUUCACGAUUGGUCAAACGAGUACCAGGCUGAAUUAGUGGAAGCCUUUAGGGACCAAUUUGGCUUUGCUGACUUAGACACCUUCAAGUCUGUGUUAGAGAACCUGCGCGCUCCGGUUGAACCAGACAACCUCAACCUAGUCUUCUCAGCACACAACAAGAAGGGAGAGGGCCUGAUCAACGUGAAUGACUUCAUCAAAGGCACCAAGUACAUCAAGAAAGUCUUCCGUCUCUCUGUGUACACGACUCAGAAGAAAAAGAAAGAAAAGGGGCCUAAGAUGAAGAAGAAGAAGAAAGGCCCGUUUGUCCUCCCCAUACCCAUUUGCACCCUCGUGCCGGAGCUCAAGCCCCGACGGCCCGACGGCGGCCCGCCUCACUUCAUGAUUGAGAAGUACCACAACUUGACAGACGUUCGCCGCUUUGACAGUGAGCACCCGCCGCUUCAUCCCAUAGUCAACGACUCGUGGUGGUACAUAGAGAAGCCAAACAAAGUUUACAUCAACAUGAACUACUGUGUGAGGAACGGAGAUUUGGAGUCUCUGAACCUCGCCUUCGACGACGGAGUACCUGUGGACACUCAGGAUGAAUUUUACAAGACCCCGCUGAUGGAGGCAUGCAUCAGCGGCAACUACGAGUUGGUCCAGUACCUUUUAGAAAAGGGGGCUGACGUGAGCAUCUGUGACCAGUUCUUCUGGACGGCCCUCCACCACGCGGCCAACAGGGGAUAUUUGGAAAUUGUGGAGCUUUUGGUGAAUGCCGGGGCCGACGUCAACGCAAAGGCCCUCAACGACGGCACGCCGCUCAUGAGAGCCAUCGAGAGCUCCAGCUUCUCCUGUGUGGAAUUCCUCAUCAAUGCCGGGGCCAAAGUCAAUUCAGAGACCAAGAAAGGAGUAACCUGCCUUGAUGUGGCCAGACACUUUGGAGAAACCGGUAUAGAGAGCCUGGUUCAGGAAAAGGUGAACGCUCUGCCAGACCCCAAGAAAUCAAAACCUAAACCUACUAAAAAGAAGGUGGCUGCUGCAGGGGGCGCUGUGCAGAGCAAGACGAUGACUGGGACAUCAGCGAGGACGCCCACGCAGAUGGACUCCAAAAGCAUCAUCCUCCAUAACAGCAGGAUCACCGCAGGAAAAACUAACACAGUGGAUAUUAGCUUUGUGCCAAAAACCAUUUGGGGUGAACCGCCCACCACCAGCCAGCUGAUGUCAAACAUAGCGAGACAAAAGGGUCGCAUCACCUUGGAGGUGGACUUGGACGACUUGUUGAUCCCUUUCAGCCAGCGCUUCCAGAGACGGAUCCUGGAGCUAACCAAGCCAAAGACCAAACUGGAGGAAAGCCAGAGACAGAGACAAGUGUCCUAAUUAUGUUACUCUGCUUAUGUUGUCAUCAUCGUUGCCUUUUUAUUAUUAUUAUUAUUAUUAUUUUUGACAGCUCAUAUGAAAAACGACAUUCAGCAUAUGUCCAUCCCUGGGGCAGUGGGAUUUUUACCAACAACUGAAUUAAAUAUAGAGCCAUGCAGAUAAUGAGAAUGUGAGUAAUCAAGUGAAAAUAAAAAGUUCUUUCCUCUUA